AGCAUGUUUCAGCGCCUCAGUUUCAGCCAAGUUGUCGGCAAGAGGAAAUUCUGCAAGUCAUGGUGGGCCAUUCAAAGCAAGAGGGGAGUGACAACCAUAUAGAGAUCUAAGGGAAUAAGUGCGUACUUAGUUGGAAGUGACUGAUGACAGUGGCUGUGUAUGCAUAUAGAAGCAUUCGGAGUCAUUUAUCAGUAAACUCUUGCUGAGCUUGGCGAACUUUGAAAGUGCAUGCUUACAAAUAUAUAAGCUUUGGGUGAAAAAACUUUCUGCACAGACAACAAAAGAGGAUUUAUCUUCACCUUUAUUAGAAGCACAUGACUGUGAAACCAAGCGAGCAUCCUUUUAUCUGGUGUCUGCUUUUGAUUUUCUAUCGUAUGCAAGGCUGACUAUAACCUUAAUUGGGUUUGACAGUUGUUUGUGUGUCAUUUUUUGUUUUUGCUUUUUAGUUCCUUUUUUCUUUUUUGUUCCUUUGCAAAGAAAUGCUUUACUUGAAAAAGUACUUCACAGAGGGUCUUAUUCAGUUCACUAUCCUCCUGAGUCUAAUCGGGGUACGGCUGGACCUGGACACUUAUUUAAACAAUCAGCUCCCCCCAUUCCGUGAGAUCAUCCUGGGCCCAAGCUCGGCCUACACCCAGACACAGUUCCACAAUCUCCGUAACACCCUGGACGGCUAUGGCAUCCAUCCUAAAAGCGUGGACCUGGACCAUUUUUUUGCCACUCGUCGGCUUCUGAACCAGGUGCGCUCCCUGGAUCAUCUGCGCGUGCCCAGCACCGAGCUGAGUGCCUGGCUGGUACAUCGUGACCCUGAGACUGUGGUUUCGGCAACCAGUCAGUCCGGCCCCAGCAUUGCCCUGGACAAUGGGGGCAGCCUGGAGGACGUGAACAACUCCGAAGCCUCGGCCAUGAGAGGAGCUGGCGGUGCUUCUGAGACCACUUACAGCCUCAGUGGAGAGGACAGCCUAGGAGCCGUGGCCCCUGAGGACAGUCAGGAGCAAGGGGAGAGAGAGAGCAGCGACGACCUCUCCAAAGAGGACAUUGACCUCAUAGACAUCCUAUGGAGGCAGGAUAUUGACCUUGGUGCUGGCCGAGAAGUAUUUAACUAUAGCAGUCGACAGAAGGAGAGUGAGGCUGAUAAACCUAAUGAAGAGAACGAAGAGGCAGGUGGAAGAGAGGAAAGCUGGAGAAAUGGACUUAAUCUCCAAGCAGUGCAGAGCCUAACUCAUGUUGAUGGAGAGACAGGAGAGAGCAUACCUGCGGAGCUUACCAGUCUUGGUGCUCAGACUUCAUUAUCCCUGCAGGAAUGUCUGAGGCUUCUGGAGGCCACCUUUCCAUUUGGAGAAGAGCCAGAGUUCCAGGCCACUGGAUCCACCGCACAGCUGAGAGAUACAACCGAGGAAACGCCUUCAACAUCACAAGGGAUCCCUCUUCAAACCCCUCUGUCACAGUCUGAUACACCACUAGAUUUAGAGCAGCAGUGGCAGGAUAUAAUGUCCAUAAUGGAACUGCAGGACAUGGAGGUUAACAACACUGCAGUGAAUGUCACCAUGAACAACGACCCCAAUAACAACAAUGCCAGCACCACCGAAUCAACCACAAUAGCAAGUUUUGGGCUCCCACGGUCCACUCUCAUUAACCAGGAUGUUAGUCUCCACCAGGCUUCGCUUCCCAGCUGCAGCCAAGACUUUCCCACACUCUUCAACCCCGAGCUGGAUUCCACCAAUGUUCAGCGGCCUACCUUAGUCAGGCUCUCUUCUAGCAACUCCUCCAACAUUAAUUCAACCUUCGGAGCUACUAACUUAACCGGACUCUUUCUUCCACCUCCUCUAAAUAGUACUACAAACCUAACCACUACUCCGGUGCUGCCAGAUCCAUUUUCCAGCCUGCUGGAAGAGUCCAUGCUGGAUGAAAUCAGCCUUCUAGACCUUGCAAUGGAAGAGGGUUUCAGCCAAGACCAGGCUUCUCAGCUCGAGGAUGAGCUGGAUUCAGACUCAGGUCUUUCACUGGACUCCAGCCAUAGCCCAGCCUCUCCUAGCAACUCAGAGACGUCCUGCUCGUCGGCCGCGUCGUCUUCAUCCACCUCUGCCACGUUCUCGGAGGAAGGCGCUGUGGGCUACAGCACCGAUUCGGAGGCGGCCACAGCAGAAGCCGAGGAAGGAGCCGUCGGCGGCUACCAACCAGAGUAUAGCAAGCUGUGCCGCAUGAGCUACCAAGAUCCAUCUCAGUUCCACGGCAUACCGCAGUUGGAAAGUGUCAAUCACAACCACACCUACAAUCUACCACUGGCAUCAUCCUACUCUGAGCGCUCUCAGCUGUCUGCAUCCUGCAGCAAGAAAGGCAGAGACAAGCAAAUGCAACAGACCAAGCUCCAGCCACCACAAGACUGCAUUGAUAGGCAGUCUAGCCGUGAUGAACGUAGGGCGAGAGCCAUGGACAUUCCAUUCUCCAAUGACAAGAUCAUUAACCUCCCCGUCGAGGAGUUCAACGAGCUUCUGGCCAAGCACCAUCUCAACGAGGACCAGCUCUCGCUCAUUCGUGACAUCCGCCGUCGCGGAAAGAACAAAAUGGCGGCACAGAACUGCCGCAAACGCAAGCUAGACACCAUCCUCAAACUCGAGCAGGGUGUGCAAGACCUGCAACGUGAAAAGGCUCAGCUGCUGAAGCAGAAGAUGGAAUACUGUAAGUGCAUCAGACAGACGAAGCAGAAAGUUCAAAGCCUUUCCCAGGAAUUGUUCGCACAGCUGCGGGACGAAGAAGGCAGACCCUACUCGGCCAGCGAGUACUUUCUACAGUACGGGCCCGACGGCGUCCUCCUCAUGCCUCGUAACAUGACCACAGAACAAAGCAACAAGCCUGACAAGAAGCAGAAGGACAAAAAGAAGUGAGGAACUCCAACUGUUGCCCUUUUAUUUUCCGCAAAGGCACUACCAUACAAAGUAUUUCGAAAGGCAAAGGAAGCCUUUUUCUUUGAAAUGUUCCUAGCCAGGAGAUGAAAAUUGCAUCAUUGAUAACUCUUCCUGCAUUGGGUUUUCUUUGUUCCUUUUCGGUUCAGAAGUUUUCUCCUGAAAGCGGCAUUAAAGCAGACGUGCUUUAUGUAGUACUGAUUAUUCAUUGGUGUACAGAAAGAUGCGAGCGAGCGGGAUACUUUCAGAUGCCAACUGAAAGAACUGUCAAGAACGUGAGGUCACGGAGGACACCAACAAAAUGUUCUUAAUUGAAAGAACUGUUCGGUAACGCUCCCAAAAAUGUAGUCGAUGACAAUACACCAUACUAAGAUGACAUUGACCGAGAGGAUGCAAAAUUGGUUACGUUUUCAGCAUUAGCCCAUGCUGUGUGUUUGUGCUUACCCUGGGAUUUCAUUGGUGGGUGAGGAAGAGCCCCUGAGAGUUGGUAGAAAGAGUCAAAGCCAAAAGAAACUACAGGCAUGCCAAUACUAACCAAAGGUUGUGUUGUGCCGUCACGUUGUUCCCAUAACGAAUCAUACAGGUCACCCCGUGGAUCCAAAUUCACGUUUUCACUUGAAAAAGAACAAAAUAAGUUCGUUAGUCCUUCUCUGGAGGGUCAAUGCCAUUUGCCAAGGAACUUGGACGGUGAAACAAAUAGCGCUAAAGAGUGAGUUUGAAUUAGCUUUGUCUUGAUGAAAGCAUUGGAGGAUGGAAACACUGCAUUAUUACUAAUAAAUCAGCUUCUGUACCCUUUUCAGCACUGUAAAUCAACACUGUAGUUUGCCUAUAAGCUUUUUUCCUCUUCUGCUGGGGAAAGGGUCUCUCAGGCCUUCCUGUCAGCUUUUAAUGUAACUCUCUCCCAUGUGCAUAAACUUUUUAAUAAGCCAUCAGACAUGGACACCUGAGUGGCAUCAGUACAGUUUGCUCCUGAAUAAUAUGAGUGAGUCUUGGGAUUGAAACGAACCGAGUCAUUUGCUUUUAAAGUUCAUGAUGUUUAGCCUUACGCCGGUGGCUUUUGUCUGUUGCAGUGGAGGAGCAUUACAAGAAGCUUUUGUUACAGUUGUAUCAUUUGAAAAAGGAAUACAAUUCUCACCAGAAUAUACAGUUAGUAGCAGGCAUAGAUCAUCAUUACAUUUAAACUACAAGUUCUCAUUAGCUGGGUCAGUGUCUUAGCUUUGAUGUGACGUGAACCUGACUUUUUUUUUCUCUUUUUUUUUUUUGUUUACCCAAUACACUACUUUCAGUACCUUCAUUGCUAAUCGAGUGAAGCCAUGAAUGGUCUCCUGGCAAAAUAAAGCAGUUAAGCUUGUGCCAAUAACCAACUGGAUCGUGCUUUACUGCAGCCUGAGGAUACAGCUGACCUUAUACACUGACAUAUCAAUGAAUGGGUAGAAAAAAAAACAGUAACACUGGUGUGAAUGUCUAAUUUACAUGUUCAUUUUCAUCCUCUUCUGUCAGUCUCUGUCGUUUCCAUCUACACUGUUCGUAUAGCACCAUGAGACACAGUCAGUGUCCGUUUUGGUGUGACAUGAAUAAAUAUGCAAGACAUGGUAAUUGUCUCAGAAAUGGAAAAGAGACAAUCUUUAUGUUACUGGUUACAAAUACAUAGCGUAGCUGGUGUAGAGAUAAUGAAAAAAGAUGGGCGAUUCAUUCACCUUGAAUCCCUCUUACAAUGUCAUAACUACUUGCCAUUAAGCACUGUUGGUUUUUGUUCGUCUUGUUCGGUUUGUAAAUAUUUUUGUGUUCUGUAUGUCUCUUGUCCUAAUUGCUUGGUUUAGCCAGGCGUUUUUGCACCUUCUUUGAAUUUGCCUGUUCAGAGUAUUCCUAUAUGAUUUGUGUUGAGAGAUUUGCUGGCAAUCUGGAAUUGUUCUUUUAUUAAUUAUAAUAAACAUUUGUUUCAUUUC
Labeo rohita (rohu) is the source of this 4846-nucleotide messenger RNA. RefSeq names its product nfe2 like bZIP transcription factor 1b (gene nfe2l1b). Bases 480 to 2882 code for a protein of 800 amino acids. The record is from RefSeq and is a predicted model, not a curated record. Gene Ontology annotation, biological process: regulation of transcription by RNA polymerase II. The transcript is spliced from 6 exons. NCBI's taxonomy places the organism in Eukaryota, Metazoa, Chordata, Actinopteri, Cypriniformes, Cyprinidae. Gene Ontology annotation, molecular function: RNA polymerase II cis-regulatory region sequence-specific DNA binding; DNA-binding transcription factor activity, RNA polymerase II-specific. Gene Ontology annotation, cellular component: nucleus.